This is a messenger RNA of Dentiscutata erythropus, 372 nucleotides long. The record is from the annotation of a GenBank genome assembly. Lineage: Eukaryota; Fungi; Glomeromycota; Glomeromycetes; Diversisporales; Gigasporaceae.
AUGUCCUAUCCAACACUUUAUAAUACUGUCAAAAACAGUCGUUUUCUUUAUGGCCUCUUGAAACCAGUUGCUAGCUUUUAUGCUAAUAUCGCUGGAUAUAGGCAACUUGGUUUAAGAUAUGACGAUAUCUCAAGUGACGAUGGUGACAUAACUAAGGAAGCGUUAAAACGUAUAUCGCCUAAGGAACAGGAUCUUAGAACUUAUCGAAUUCGAAAUGCUUUUCAAUUAUCCUUACAACAUGAUAUUUUACCAAAAGAAAAAUGGACAAAACCUGAAGAUGAUGUAAGAUAUCUUUCACCUCAUAUAGAUGAGGUUGUAAAAGAAGAAGAAGAACGAGAAGCUUUCGAUGCAAUUAAAAUUGUUCGCAAAUAG